Molecule: messenger RNA, 282 nt
Organism: Paramuricea clavata
Lineage: Eukaryota; Metazoa; Cnidaria; Anthozoa; Malacalcyonacea; Plexauridae
Source: the annotation of a GenBank genome assembly
AUGGUGCAACGAUUGGAGGAUGGACUUGAAUCAUCCAAGUGCGGGGUUCUUAGCAUUACUAGAAGUCGUCAACCAAUUAUCGCAGAAUAUCAGCUUAUUGAUACUUUGUUUAAGUCAUUAAUUACCCAGAAAGAUCUCGGGAUCACUAUUUCCAACGACCUGAAAUGGAACAAGCAAGUUCAUAGCACGGUAUUAAAGGCAAACAUGAUGCUUGGCUUCAUCCAACGAUCAGCCUCUGACAUCAACAAUAUCCAAGUCUGCAAGAUUCUUUACCUGUCUUUG